GCGGGCGGUAUGUACCGGGCCCGGGCGGCGCGGGCGGGGCCGGAGCCCGGCAGCCCGGGGCGCUUUGGGAUCCUCAGCACCGGGCAGCUCCGGGAUCUGCUUCAAGAUGAGCCUAAGCUGGACCGGAUCGUGCGGCUCAGCAGGAAGUUCCAGGGUCUGCAGCUGGAGCGAGAUGCCUGCUUGGCCUCUAACUACGCGCUGGCCAAGGAGAACCUGGCCUUGCGGCCCCGCCUGGAGAUGGGCCGGACAGCCCUGGCCAUCAAGUACCAAGAACUUCGAGAAGUGGCUGAGAACUGCGCAGACAAACUGCAGAGACUGGAAGAGAGCAUGCGUCGCUGGAGCCCCCAAUGUGCGCUGGGCUGGCUGCAGGCUGAGCUGGAAGAGGCUGAGCAGGAGGCUGAGAUCCAGAUGGAGCAGCUGCUGCUGGGGGAACAGAGCCUGGAAGCCUUCCUGCCAGCCUUCCAGAGGGGCCGUGCCCUGGCCCACCUGAGGCGGACCCAGGCCGAGAAACUACAGGAAGUGCUGAGACGUCGGGAGCGCUCCGUCCAGCCGGCCCCCACUACUACUGCUGCUGCUGCUGCUGCUGCCGCCGCUGCCACCGCCACGGAUCCCCCCAAACCCUUCCCAGCUGCUGCCGUCCUGCCCACUGGGGCCGCCCGGGGACCACCUCCUCCUGCAGUACCCCGGAGCCUGCCCCCCUUGGACUCCCGCCCAGUGCCCCCAUUGAAGGGCUCCCCGGGGUGCCCUUUUGGCCCAGCCCCUCUGCUGAGCCCUCGACCCUCUCAGCCUGAACCCCCUCAUCGGUAGGAGCCAGAGGGCGGCCUCCCAGCGGGGGUCCAGACAAACUUGAUUCGUGGCUCCUCCUCCUCCCCCACUGUCUGGGUGGGGGGAGGGGCAGGCCCCUCCCCCUAGCCUCAAGAAGGCCCGGGGCCCUGGAGGCUGAGCUGGGGAAGAGGGGCUCCCCGAAGAGGCCCGUAAAGGGCUUGGGGGGUGGGGUGGGCAGGGUGC
Messenger RNA from Acomys russatus (golden spiny mouse), 1008 nucleotides. It is a transcript of the gene Vps37d, whose product is annotated as VPS37D subunit of ESCRT-I. The record is from RefSeq and is a predicted model, not a curated record. Bases 10 to 807 code for a protein of 265 amino acids. Gene Ontology annotation, biological process: protein targeting to vacuole; ubiquitin-dependent protein catabolic process via the multivesicular body sorting pathway; protein targeting to membrane. Lineage: Eukaryota; Metazoa; Chordata; Mammalia; Rodentia; Muridae. The transcript is spliced from 4 exons. Gene Ontology annotation, cellular component: ESCRT I complex.